Molecule: messenger RNA, 570 nt
Organism: Acanthosepion pharaonis
Lineage: Eukaryota; Metazoa; Mollusca; Cephalopoda; Sepiida; Sepiidae
Source: the annotation of a GenBank genome assembly
AUGACCCGUGUCUUCUUUCAUGAGCUGUGUCUUCUUUCAGGUGUUUUCUUUCAUGAGCUCUGUCUUCUUUCAGGUGUCUUCUUUCAUGAGAUGUGUCUUCUUUCAGGUGUUUUCUUUCAUGAGAUGCGUCUUCUUUCAGGUGUCAUCUUUCAGGUGUCUUCUUUCAUGACCCGCGUCUUCUUUCAUGAGCUGUGUCUUCUUUCAGGUGUUUUCUUUCAUGAGAUGCGUCUUCUUUCAGGUGUCAUCUUUCAGGUGUCUUCUUUCAUGACCCGUGUCUUCUUUCAUGAGCUGUGUCUUCUUUCAGGUGUUUUCUUUCAUGAGAUGCGUCUUCUUUCAGGUGUCAUCUUUCAGGUGUCUUCUUUCAUGACCCGCGUCUUCUUUCAUGAGCUGUGUCUUCUUUCAGGUGUUUUUUCUUUCAUGAGAUGCGUCUUCUUUCAGGUGUCAUCUUUUUCAGGUGUCUUCUUUCAUGACCCGCGUCUUCAUUCAUGUGUCUUCUUUCAGGUGUUUUUCUUUCAUGAGCUCUGUCUUCUUUCAGGUGUCUUCUUUCAUGACCCGUGUCUUCUUUCAUGA